Messenger RNA from Fusarium graminearum PH-1, 132 nucleotides. RefSeq lists its product as uncharacterized. Lineage: Eukaryota; Fungi; Ascomycota; Sordariomycetes; Hypocreales; Nectriaceae. The record is from RefSeq and is a predicted model, not a curated record. The transcript has a single exon. The coding region runs from base 1 to 132 and encodes 43 amino acids.
AUGUCUGGCUACGACGGCGGAUACAGCGGCGGUGGUGGUCGCGGAGGCGGCGGCUACGGUGGUGGUGGUUACGGCCGUGAUCGUGGUGGUGACCGUGGUGGUGACCGCAACGGUGGUGGUUUCGGAGGGUAA